ACUUCAUUCUAAGUGACUGCCUCAUUGCUCAGCUAUUGCACAGCCAAACACCAUCCCAGCGGUCUGACCGUGUCAGUCAAAGCAGAGCCAGAGCUAUGAGCAUUUUUGCGGGCUACUGUCAUGUCAUCUGAGACUUUUAAUUGGAGCCCGGCCGCCACGGGGGGACAGCGGACGGCAUUCCUCCUCUGCCCGAGUCCCGUUGUGUCGCUCUGCGCCGCGUGUCUGCUGUCCGUGGAUAACAUGUUUAAACCCACGCAGAGCUGAGCUGAAGGAGAGCCGUUGUGACUGACACCAGUGUAGUGGACGUUUUAACGUUCACGGAAAACUGAGUGCUUAAAACACAGGUGGAGACUGAAGAAGGAAGUGGUCAGCUAUUUAAAAGAAAGUUGGGCGAUAUCUGCUGAAGUUGCACAGAGGAACUUCGACUUUGACAAAAAAAAAAAAAAAACAUUGUUGUUUUUGUUAAGAGAUUUUUAAAAGUGGCCCGACGGGGUACAAACACGAUCCAUGCAAAGGACUUAAACUUUUACCUUCUUUUUACCUUUAUUUUUGUUUUUUUCUGGGUCGAGUUCGUGUGUUUCAGGGAUAAAUGAUCACCUCAACAAGAAGAGUGUCUCCUGAUAAAUCUGAAGUUAGAAUCGCCUUCAGCCUCGAUGACACAUCAGAUGUAAAAGAUGUAGAGGAUGUCCCUCAGGCUUUCCCUGAUCUCGAGCAGCGAUUACAGUGGACCAACACCAGCAAAUGACAUGGCACCCCAAACCAUCACUGACAGUGGAAACUGGAAACACAGAGCAACGGUCAAGGUCUUUUUCUCCAUAGCCCAGCCCGUGCCCCCCUGCAUGUCUCUGAGGGAGAGCGUUCAGGUGUACAAGGAGCACUGCAGGAUGGCCAGAGAGUUUCACCAGGUCAAACAUGACAUCGCCGUGCUCGAGGAACGCAAGCGAAAGUUGCUGGCAGAGAUGGUAGAGGAUGAGAAAGUCACAGCAGAGAUUGCCCGUCUCGAGGAGGAGUUUCGGCGUCUAACAGAAGAAAACCGCACCCUGAUGUCAGUCCACAACGAGCGAGCCCAGCAGCUGGAGACUCUCUGCCUGACCAGCCCCAGAACAACCCAAGACAACUCCUCAUGACCACCGACCUCCGCAGGAACCUGAGACCUCCGUAAACAUCCAGCUGGACAUUCAGGCCAGGAAACCAACCAGAAAUACAGACUCAUUCCCCAAAACAACAGUCAGUGAAUCAGAUAAAUCCAAAGAAAGGCUCUGUGUUUAUCCUGAGUCAUUUUUUUUUAACCACAGACUUGCUGUCAUCAUCAGUGUGAAGCUGUUAGAGUGAUUCUGCCAAGCUAGGACACAAGGCCUUCUUUCUGGGUGCUGUUUUUAUAACUUUGCUGGUCAAUAUUGCAAUACCUCACAGUGUAUUCAUAUAAUAUCUGUGACCAGAUCUUCUGAAAUCUGUCUCAGGUCUGGUGGAGACUCAGAUAAGUUACCUGAGGUUUUAAGAGGGAGCCAAAGGUGGUACGUUGUGGUCCAAAUGUUGCAGUUACAUCCCUACUUUUUCCUCUUUUUGCCUGUCAAGUUCCUGUCACGCUAAAAGGGAAAUGAGUGUUUUAGGCAGUGUCAGUGAUCAGGGAAUUGAAGCCAUGCAUGAGGAACAGUGAAAGAAGGGUGACUGUGUGUUUCACAAUAAGCCUCUGCUGCAACACAACACUGUCAGAGUUGUACAUUUCUUUUGAUGUCUCAUCCACCUGCAGGAGAGGAAGUAUACAGCAAAGUAAACUGUUGCUUAUUGUCCUUGUCUAUUAAUAAAACAUAUUUUAUUUUAA
Molecule: messenger RNA, 1822 nt
Organism: Cheilinus undulatus (humphead wrasse)
Lineage: Eukaryota; Metazoa; Chordata; Actinopteri; Labriformes; Labridae
Gene: map3k7cl
Product: map3k7 C-terminal like
Exons: 6
Coding region: 684-1127 (147 amino acids)
Cellular component (GO): cytosol; nucleus
Source: RefSeq, a predicted model, not a curated record